AUGGCUUCUACAUUUAUGCAGCAAUUUGCAAUAAAGAAGAACAUUUUAAAGAGGUCAACCAAGAAGUACUUAGAAGAAGCGCUUUACAAGAAGCUCUUUAAGGAAGGAGGAGAAGAGCAAAGGGUCGCCGAACAGCUGAAUCAAUUCUUGAAAUCUCGCAAAAGUGCUUACAAAUGGGAAGUUGGUCAAUCCCUCAAGGUACUUCGCAGCCGCAAGCUCUACCGGCCGGCCAUCAAGCUGUCAGAGACCAUGACGAGAAGGGGUGUGAACAAGACAAUAAGUGAUGAAGCGAUACAUCUAGAUCUUGUUGCAAAGAGUAGGGGAAUUGCUGCUGCAGAAACUUACUUUAUCAAUCUGCCUGAAUCCUCAAAAAACCAUCUCACCUAUUGUGCUCUUCUUAACUGUUACUGCAAGGAUUUAAUGACUGAAAAAGCCGAAACUUUGAUGGAAAAGAUGAAGGAACUUAAUUUAGAGCUAAGUUCCAUGCCCUAUAACAGCCUCAUGACUCUCUACACAAAAACUGGGCAGGCAGAAAAGGUUCCUGCGAUCAUCCAAGAAAUGAAGUCAUGUGAUAUCAUGCCAGAUUGCUACACCUAUAAUGUCUGGAUGAGGGCUCUUGCUGCUAUGAACGAAAUAUCUGGGGUUGAGAGAGUUAUUGAUGAAAUGAAGAGGGAUGGCCGAGUUGCUGGAGAUUGGACAACAUAUAGCAAUUUGGCGUCUAUUUAUGCUGAUGCCAGAUUAUUUGAUAAAGCUGAGAAGGCACUUAAGGAACUGGAGAAGCUAAAUACUGUACGAGAACUUUCCGCUUACCAGUUCCUGAUCACAUUAUAUGGACGUACUGGUAAUCUGCUUGAAGUAUACCGUAUCUGGCGUUCAUUGAGGCUUUCGAUUUCUAAAACCCCAAAUAUAAGCUAUCUAAACAUGAUACAGGUGUUGGUUAAGUUGAAUGAUUUACCAGGUGCGGAGAAAUGUUACAGGGAGUGGGCAUCUGGUUGCUCAACUUAUGAUAUUCGAAUUGCAAAUGCCCUAAUAGGAGCUUAUCUUAAAGAAGGCUCAUUGGAGAAGGCUGAGGCACUCAAGGCACGGGCAAAGAGGAGAGGAGCCAAGCCCAAUGCUAAAACUUGGGAGCUAUAUCUGGACUAUUAUCUGAAGAAUAGAGAGAUUAAAUCAGCAGUAGAUUGUUUCGAAAAUGCAAUUUCAGCUGGCAGGGGAGAUGGUGGUAAAUGGACCCUGUCACCUACCCUUAUUGGGGAGAUGAUGCGAUAUUUUGAGCAAAACAAGGAUGUUGAGGGUGCUGAACGUUUUCUGGAGGUUCUGAAGAAGUCAAAAGACAAUUUGGGAUCAGACGUACUUGAAUCAUUGAUAAAAAUCUAUGCAGCUGCUGGAAAAACAAGUCCCAUCAUGCGUCGCUGGAUUAAGAUGGAGAAUGCAGAAUUGAGCGAGGAAGGUAAAAAAUUACUGGAUGUCGUCUGUAAGGGAUGA
Fraxinus pennsylvanica is the source of this 1482-nucleotide messenger RNA. The record is from the annotation of a GenBank genome assembly. NCBI's taxonomy places the organism in Eukaryota, Viridiplantae, Streptophyta, Magnoliopsida, Lamiales, Oleaceae.